AUGCAUGUCAAAACAGGGCUCUUAUGGGGUGCCUGGGCAAGUGCUACUGCUUCAGCCUGGCCCGGUGACUCCAGUGAGGCAUCAGCCCAGAGAUCGUACAUGUAUGUUGGAGGACACUAUGCUCUCAAUGGUGUUGGCCAGCAUGUCUUCGCCGAUCAGAUGUACGUGGAAAAACUGACACCGGCUGAGGGCUCGACCAAGCCGUAUCCAAUUGUCUUCAUCCACGGACAAGCUCAAACAGGAACCAAUUGGCUCAACAAACCGGACGGAGGAGAAGGCUGGGCCUCUUAUUUCCUCUCCAAAGGGUAUGAGUGCUAUAUCAUCGACCAAACCUUUCGUGGCCGCAGCGCCUGGUUCCCCGACAAUGGAAGGAUGAGCACCUACAGUGCCGAGACUUUGCAGCAGCGCUUUACCGCACCAGAGUUGUAUGGCCUGUGGCCACAGACUUCUCUGCACACCCAAUGGAAUGGGACGGGCGUGAUGGGCGACCCCAUUUUCGACGCUUACUAUUCUUCAACGGUCGAGUUCCUCAGUUCAACAACCGACCAGCAGUCUACCGUCCAAACUGCCGGCGCUGCUCUGCUCGACAUGAUUGGGUCUCCAGUCAUCCUUCUCUCCCAUUCUCAGGGUGGAUUCAUGCCCUGGCUCAUUGCAGAUGUACGCCCAAAACUCGUCCACUCCAUCGUUUCCAUUGAACCCAGCGGCCCUCCCUUCCAAGAUGCAGUCUUCAGCAACUCCUCUACGCGCCUCUACGGGCUCACCGAUAUUCCUCUGACGUACUCACCCGAUUUGACGGAUCCGCUCGACUUCGUGAAACAGGUCAUCCCGUCCAACUCGUCAUUGUACUCCGACUGUGUGAUCCAGGCCGAGUCCCCUGCUCCGAGACAGCUCGUUAAUUUGGUCCAUGUGCCCGUGCUGGUCGUGACAACUGAGUCGUCUUAUCAUGCGCCGUAUGACUGGUGUACAGUCAAAUUCCUCAAGCAGGCAGGUGUCCCAGCACAACAUCUUCAGCUGGCGGAUAUCGGUAUCCAUGGAAAUGGUCAUAUGGUGUUCCUGGAAAAGAAUAGCUUACAAGUUGCCUCGGUUCUGCAGCAGUGGAUGGAGAGGACGUAG
This is a messenger RNA of Penicillium nucicola, 1113 nucleotides long. RefSeq names its product alpha/beta hydrolase. The record is from RefSeq and is a predicted model, not a curated record. NCBI's taxonomy places the organism in Eukaryota, Fungi, Ascomycota, Eurotiomycetes, Eurotiales, Aspergillaceae. The transcript has 2 exons. Bases 1 to 1113 code for a protein of 370 amino acids.